Molecule: messenger RNA, 1170 nt
Organism: Ricinus communis (castor bean)
Lineage: Eukaryota; Viridiplantae; Streptophyta; Magnoliopsida; Malpighiales; Euphorbiaceae
Exons: 3
Coding region: 38-739 (233 amino acids)
Source: RefSeq, a predicted model, not a curated record
AGGUUGCAGAAUAAGAUUUGGCUGAUAAUACAUGUAAAUGGCUUUUUCCAUUUCAAACUCUUCAGUAUUAUAUGGUUCGAAGAGAAGUCCACAAAGCCUAUUUGGUUGGAAUAUAGGCAAGAAAACUUCUAAUGAUCGGCCACAGCCUAAGUACCAUGACGUCGAUCUUCCUUUCCCACUUUCUCUUGUUGACAAUACUUUCUUAAAAGGUAGAGAGCUCAAGUGCUGUUACAAAGCUACCAUAGAUGGAUUUAGUGCAACAAAUUUCCACAAUUGCAGUGACUUCAAGGGACCAUGUGUUGUUAUAGGCUACACAAACAAGUCCUUUAAGUUUGGUGCAUUUAACCCUGAAGGCUACAGGAGCACAGAUGAUUACUAUGACUCUUUUGAUGCGUUUCUCUUCUACUGGACAGACAACGACAAGAACAAGAUCGAACCCAUUGUUGUUUUACCUAAAGUUGGGGGAAGCGGUGCUGCCCUUUUUGAUUACGCAAGGGGUGGGCCUCAGUUUGGGGCCGAUGGGUUACUCAUUGGGCCACCACUGGCACCGGUCAUGGGCGUGUUCACGGGGCCUGAUGCCAGUUCUGGAGUUGGUGACUUGAGACGAGCAAAGUCUAGAUUGGGAUUGUCUUAUGCAAAAAGAGCUGACGGGAAGGAGUCUAUCUUUGGUGACGAGUUCAAUGCCACUCUUGAAGAAGUCCAAGUCUUCUGCAGUCCUCAGAUCGCAAGCUUAUACUAAUAAAAUCCAAACUGAUUGAUCCCACCAAGUGAGUACAAAACCGACCAAAAGUUGAAAGGGUAUGUCUAAAGGUGACCUUUCUCAAUCGACUGGCUUAACUAUGUUACAGUGUCAUCUUUAAAUCUGCAGCAAAUAUUGCAAAGGUCCAUAGCAAAUUUGACAAGUACAGUGACUGAAGACGACAGUGGAGUCAGGUCAUGAAAGUUGAAGCAUAAGCACUGCAAUAGCUACAUCAUUCGUCUCGCCGGAAAUUACAUAUCUUUGAGUUACAUUAGAAAAAUUUAAGCCUGAACUCAUUUCCUACCUUUCCCCAUGUCAUCCUCGGUCUAUCCUUACUCAACUAACUAGGUAAAUAACUGGGAAACUGUAUUAAAUAUCCAACAUUUGCAGCAGCAACUAUAAUAACAAUGACAGAUCGCAAUAUGCAAGAA